AUGACAAAAUCAGAUAAAAUCCGCUACUUUGGCAGCCAAAACUACGAGAAACUCCAAAAGAUCUGUGUGAAGAAGAAACAACCGUUCGUCGACACUCUCUUCCCACCAACCAAUCAAUCCCUCUUUUUGGAACAAGGAAGAAGUUCGGAUAUCGUCUGGAAGCGACCUGCUGAGCUACAUCCGGAUCCGCAUCUCUUUGUGGAAGGCGCCUCGCCAAAUGAUGUGACGCAAGGAAUCCUCGGAAACUGUUGGUUUGUGUCAGCCUGCUCUGCACUCACACAUAAUCUCAAACUUCUUGCUCAAGUCAUUCCGAAUGCAGAUGAUCAGGAGUGGUCUCCGAAACACGCCUACGCUGGAAUCUUCAGAUUCAGAUUCUGGAGAUUUGGAAAAUGGGUUGAAGUGGUUAUCGAUGACUUGUUGCCAACGAGAGACGGCAAACUUCUGUUCGCCCGAUCGAAAACUCCCAACGAAUUCUGGUCUGCUCUACUCGAAAAAGCGUUUGCCAAGUUAUACGGAUGCUAUGAGAAUCUGGUCGGCGGACACCUUUCAGAUGCACUUCAAGAUGUUUCCGGUGGUGUUGCAGAGACGUUACAUGUUAGGAAGUUCUUGAAAGAUGACCCAACCGACCACGAUCUGAAACUAUUCAACGAUUUGAAAACUGCUUUUGACAAAGGAGCUCUGAUAGUUGCUGCGAUUGCCGCGAGAACAAAAGAAGAAAUUGAGGAGUCACUGGAUUGUGGACUAGUCAAAGGACAUGCAUAUGCAGUUAGUGCGGUGUGCACAAUUGAUGUCAGUAAUCCGACGCAGCGAAGUUUGACAUCAUAUCUGCUCGGCUCGAAACAGAAGCAAAACCUGAUCCGCCUCCAGAAUCCGUGGGGAGAAAAAGAGUGGAACGGUGCGUGGUCAGAUGAUAGCUCCGAAUGGCAGAAUGUGUCGGAUAGUCAGCUAUCAGCAAUGGGUGUGGAACGUGGCAAUUCUGAUAACAAUGACGGAGACUUCUGGAUGCCAUGGGAAUCAUUUGUCCAAUACUUCACCGAUAUCUCGUUAUGUCAAUUAUUCAACACAAGUGUCUUCUCAUUCACAAAAAGUUAUGACGAACAAAUUGUAUUUUCUGAAUGGACAACAAAUGGAAAGAAGAGUGGAGCACCGGAUGAUCGAGCCGGUGGAUGUCUGAACUUCCAGGCGACAUUCUGUAACAAUCCCCAAUAUAUUUUUGAUAUUCCAUCACCCAACUGUUCUGUAAUGUUCGCAUUGACACAAAACGAUCCGAGUGAAGGACUCAAGAAGAGGGAACCGUUCGUAACGAUUGGAAUGCACGUGAUGAAAGUUGAAAAUAAUCGACAGUACCGUGUACACCAGGCGAUGCAUCCAAUAGCCACGUCGGAUUAUGCAUCCGGGCGGUCUGUCUAUUUGCAUCUGCAAAGUUUGCCACGUGGAAGAUAUCUGUUGGUGCCGACAACGUUUGCGCCGAAGGAGCAGGCGUUGUUCAUGUUGAGAAUCUAUUCAGAUGAACACAUUCAUUUCUCGCCGUUAACCAAGCACGCCCCGAAACUCGGGCUGUUCGGAUGUAAAUCCGCUCACAGUGUGACACGUCUGACGAUCCACGGAGUGAAUUUCAACUCACAAUCCACUGGAACUCAUCAUGUUUAUGCGAUAUUGAAGGACUCGAAUAAGUCUUUUCGGACGAAAAGUUUGAGUGGAGUGAAGUCGAUCGAGUGGGAAGAGGAAUUCCUUUUUCAUAAAUCAAAAGACCGUCAACAAUACAAACUGGAAAUCUGGGAGGAUCGAAAAAUGGCUCGCGACCAUCUCAUGGCUCAAUCCGUCAUAAUUGCUCUAAUCGAUAACGAGAAUCGUGAUACAACACUCGAGUUAACAGAUCCACGUGGCACAAUCAUUGGUAGCGUAUCGAUUACUGUAUCCGCAUUCGAUGAUCCUAUGUACCUUUAA
This is a messenger RNA of Caenorhabditis remanei, 1947 nucleotides long. RefSeq lists its product as uncharacterized. The record is from RefSeq and is a predicted model, not a curated record. Lineage: Eukaryota; Metazoa; Nematoda; Chromadorea; Rhabditida; Rhabditidae. The transcript is spliced from 7 exons. The coding region runs from base 1 to 1947 and encodes 648 amino acids. Gene Ontology annotation, biological process: proteolysis. Gene Ontology annotation, cellular component: cytoplasm. Gene Ontology annotation, molecular function: calcium-dependent cysteine-type endopeptidase activity.